Guillardia theta CCMP2712 is the source of this 1380-nucleotide messenger RNA. RefSeq lists its product as hypothetical. Gene Ontology annotation, molecular function: monoatomic cation transmembrane transporter activity. NCBI's taxonomy places the organism in Eukaryota, Cryptophyceae, Pyrenomonadales, Geminigeraceae. The coding region runs from base 1 to 1380 and encodes 459 amino acids. The record is from RefSeq and is a predicted model, not a curated record. Gene Ontology annotation, cellular component: membrane. The transcript is spliced from 16 exons. Gene Ontology annotation, biological process: transmembrane transport; zinc ion transport.
AUGAGCCCCCAAGUGCGCGCAAGGGCCCUGUCACGCUUCAACGACGAGAUCCCUACCGACGCCUCCAUCAACUUCCUUGACGAGCCCAUCCAGUUCGGGUUGCCGAGGGGAGAAGGAGACACGAUGCCAAAGGUCGUCGCCAAGAGGAGGUACCUCCUGCUAGAGGAAGACCUUGCACGCCUGAAGCCCGUUCCCCAUGAGAACAAGAUCGUGUACAACGUAGAGGACCUCGAGCGAGCAUGUCUUCGGCGGUGGGGAAGCGAGAAGGAGUUCAGGAGAGAGCAGCUCAGGAGGGAGAUCAGGCGUCGGCGUCGAGUGAACCGCUAUGACCUCUCGGACCUUCCCUGGGAUCCCGCACUGGGCAGAGUUCCGGUGUACGACGCAUCUGCGGAUGUGGUGGGCAGACGCGCUGUUCAUACGGCUAUCGCUACCAAUGGGAUCGUUCUCGUGAGCAAGCUUGUGGCAUUCGUUUACACGGGAUCGGCUUCGGUUCUCUCUGAAUGCGUUCACUCCAUCGCGGACUUUGGAAAUCAGUGCCUCCUCGCCGUCGGAAUCGCGCAGUCUCUGAGAGAAGCGGAUGCUUCUCAUCCUUACGGAUACGUCUGGUCCCUUAUCUCCGGCGUCGGCAUCUUCUUUCUCGGAUGCGGAGUUUCAGUCUACCACGGCAUCUCGGGCCUCCUCCAGCCUCAUGAGAUCGAGAACUUCCAGAUCGGCAUGGGGGUCCUCGGCAUCGCUUUCGUUGUUGAAGGAUACAGUUUUUGGAUUGCCGUGAAGGAGUGCCGGAUGGAGGCGAAGAAAGCGAACCUCACUCUCCGCGAGUACAUCCUCGAAGGCUCGGACGCGAUGAAUGUGGCUGUCCUCAUGGAAGACGGGGUUGCGGUCGGAGGAUGCGGCAUCGCCGCCUCCUGUCUCUACGCUUCCCAGCUCACUGGCAACCCCUUGUUUGACUCCUUUGGCUCCAUCGCCAUCGGGAGCCUUCUCGGUUUCGUGGCCAUCAUCCUCAUUCGCAAGAACCGAAACCUCCUCGUGGGCUCGGCGCUGCCCGAGAAGCGGAUCUCCAGGGUGAUCGAGAUGCUCGAGAACGACCCUGUGGUGUCGUCGGUCCACGACGUGAAGGCCAUCAUCAUCGGGGCAGACCGCGGGCGCUUCAAGGCCGAGAUCAACUUCGACGCCAAGACUCUCGCACGACGAUCGAUCCAGCGGUGCAGGAGGUGCUUGCAGUCGCUACAGUCCAACCUCUCCCCCACCGAGGUGGAGAAUGUCAUGCUGACGUACAGCACCGAGAUGCUGGCGCAGAUCGGAGACGAGGUGGACCGGCUGGAGGGCAUGAUCCGGCGAGAGCUCCCUGAGAUCAGACACGUUGAUCUUGAGAUUUUGUGA